CCGGAGUCGUGGAGCGUUUCGACGAGUGCGGCAGCUGUGUGGGGCUGUGCCGUGAGCGGUUGUGUGUCGCUUCAUUGGCGAGCUCUGGGGCGUCUUACAUUUUCGGCCCGAGCCUCUUCGUUGUGCGUGUCGCCUCGAAGCCUGCCGCCUGCGUCCUCUCGGUGAGAAGGCAUCCACCUCUAUCCGUCGUUCUCUGCUUGGGUACGAGCCGCCACGGAUGCAAACAUGGAGCCGUCUGACCGUCUGUUGCUCGAGCCUGGAACUCUUACUGUCGCAGUCCGCUUCUCCGCCUGACACGCGUACAUCGCACCGCGAUACUGUAAACUAAGCACGGACUCCGCCGGAACUGCUCUUCGCUGUCGUGGAGUUAUUUUUCCAACAACAAUAAAAAUCGGGCAGUCGCUACAACCAUGCCAGGGGACGUCGGCAGUUCUUCCGUUGCCGCACAGUGACGAUCGUGGACUUGGGAACGCGUUCCAACGAGUACGUGGUGGUGCCCCGAGACUGCAAAAAUGCGCAAGAACUGCCUGGCGCGGGCGCUGUACGACAACAUCGCCGAGUCUCCGGAGGAGUUGGCCUUCCGCAAAAAUGACGUGCUCACAGUGCUGGAGCAGAACCCGGGCGACCUGGAGGGCUGGUGGCUGUGCGCGCUCCGAGGCCGCCAAGGGUUGGCCCCGGGCAACCGGCUGCGGCUCAUGCCCGGCAUGUAUGACCCGACGGGCUUGGGUUACGCCGCACCAACGGGGAGCCCCGACCUCGCGGCCACUGUGCCCCUGGUGGCGCCCGCGGGCACAUACCCAGGGCCCGGUCAGCGUCACGCACGCCGCCGUUCGUGGCGGGUGGACCCCAACAAGGUCAUUACACCUAGCAAAGUUGGAGAUGUGUACCUGUAUGAUGUCCCAGUAGGUGCCAAAGUUACUGAAGAGUAUGAUACUCCUACUCAUUCCACGCUUCCAAGACCCUCAGGCCAUGUUCACAUAGACACCAUAGUUCCAGCUCCUCAAGAUGGACGGAAACCAAUGCGCGCAUUACCAAACGUGGCUUAUGAUGAACCACGUCCUUCCAGUUUAUCGUAUGAUUUACCUCGGCCUUCUGUUAAUGCUCGUUUAGAACUUCCUUCAUCCACAACAGCUGGUACCGAAUCUUAUGAUGUGCCUCGGCCCAAGACCGACUACGAUGUGCCGAAUUCCGAGCUUGUGGGCACCUAUGAUACACCACCGCCUGCCCGAGGAGUUGCUAAGGGGACACCCAACUCGGUCUAUGAUGUUCCUCUUGACAGUGGCACUCCACGUUGUGUGCUGGCAGCCAACUACGAUGUUCCCACCUCUGGCCGGUCAAGUGGGGUGUCUCUGCUCUCGACAAGCUCAUCUUCUGCAGGAGUCUCCCCAGCUAGCAGUCAGUCCAGUUUGAACACAUCGCUGUCCUUGUCCAGUCUGUGUGGAUCAAACAGAUCCAGCUUGGAGCAAGGUCAUGAAAUGUAUGACAUCCCAACCAGCAGUUCUAGGCGUGUUGCCGAUGGACCUCCAAGCAGAACUCAAAGCCCGCGUGGAAACCUCGGUGCUGUGCCUCCACCCCCUGGCCAUGGCAUGACCCUUUUGCAAUUUUAUGAUGUGCCAACCAACAAUGCACCUGCACCAUUCUAUGACACGCCUCCCAAAAGAGCACCGGCAGCACAGACAGUCUGCAUGGAAGGCGUGUAUGAUGUUCCUCCUCAGGUAACACGUGAUGCUCCAUUGCCGCAACCAAUGAUGGAUGAAGUGGAUGCUUCCAGGCGAAAUUCCUCAUCUAGUAGCGACUCACGUAGUUCGCGCGAUUAUGAGACUGUUGGAGACCUUAAGGAACUCCACCUAGAGCGUGAUGCAGCUCUUGAGGUUUUGGUAAAAGUCCAGCAAGAGUUGACAAGUGCAAUUGGGAAGCUAUUUUCACUUACUCACUCGACACUGAAGCGACAGGAAAGUGUCACUGCAGAGAGUCGACUCUAUGACAUUAAAACAAGCUGCCACAAGCUACGAACUUCUUUGAAAGAGUUUCUAAACUUUGCCCAAGGUGCCCUUGCCAAUGCAUCACAUGUGGAGGACCGAAAGCUGUACCAGAAGUUAGCUCGAUUGACGAAGCCAUUGCUGGACUCUCAUCAGGUGGUGGUGGCAACUACCCAGGCCUUGGACGACAAAGGCUGGCAGCUGUGUAUGUCUCGUGAAGCUGGCCCUGAUGAGCUAGACCAGCUGAUUGCAUGUGCACGGGGUCUGACAGAAGAUAUCCAGCAAGUGGCGUCUACAAUACAAGGGAACUCAACGCUUAUCUUCAAAAAGUCCCCUCUCAUCAGUGAAUCUGGGAGGGCAUCGCAAGAGAGGCCUUUACCAAUCCCGCCAAGAAAAGAGGAUGACCAGUGGGCCAGCGACUAUGACUAUGUGAACCUUGAAUCCAAGGCAUCGGUGGAGCGCGAGAAUGAGGAGAUCAAGGCAGCACUGCCAGCUGAGCUGAGCCAGUCUUUUGACAAAUUGUUGCAGCAGUCCCAGCUUAUUGUUGAAGGCAUAGUGCAAGAACCGCAAGCUCUAUCCAGCGUGCCUGGAUUAGACCAAAAUGAUCUUCAGAUUCUCAACUUUUAUGGUGCCCAGAUUGACACCCACAUUCUAUUUCUGACUAAUGCCAUUGAUGCCUUCUUGGCUACCAUUGAGAACAACCAGCCUCCAAAGGUGUUCAUUGGGCACAGUAAAUUUGUUGUGAUCAGUGCUCAUAAGCUUGUGUACAUGGGGGACACAGUGUACCGGAAUAUUGUGAACGUAGACAUAAAGAACAAAGUUUUGCAGUGCUCAAGUAACCUGUGUGAAGCUUUGAAGAUGCUCAUCAAUAGCACUAAGAAAGCAGCCUUGCAGUUCCCAUCAGUGGCGGCUGUGCAGGAAAUGGUGGACAGUAUUGUUGACGUGUCACACUUGGCCAAUGACCUGAAGGUGGCUGUUAUGCAGGCUAAGAGGUAACCUGGAUUCUCCCUCCUGGACAUGCUCAAGUUGCAUCUUGAAAGCCACCAUUGCCACAUUAUGCUUGCAUUUGCAAAAGCAUAGCACACUGAUGUUGCAGCACUUCUUUAAAUAUAGUGGUGUGCUUUAAAUGAAACCAAGGUCAUUGAAAUUCGUAUAAUGCUAAAGUUUGCUGCAGUAGGCAUUGAAAUUGUAUAAUAGCAGUAUAGUUCUUACUAUUGUUAGUCUCCUCAUGUUUAUCUCUUCAUAAACACACACACAUACACAUGUGCAUGCUCUGCAUAUAUACAUAUAAUAAAACACACUCAAAACAGGGUGUCCCGUGAACCCCACGUUGUUCAGUAUAAUGAAAAAUAUAUACAUGCUAUUUGCAUUACAGUUUUCUUACAGCUGCAGAAUUAUUCUCUCGUGCAGUUGCAAACAGGGUAAGGAGAAAAAGCAUGAAUUUUGUGCCAAUAAUUACCACAUUGGUUCAACCAAUUGCAUUUCUGUGAGAUUUUCUUUGAACUCAUGUCUAUAUUAGACAUAUUUAUGGGGAAGCAUGGCAUGAGUGAAUAAAAUCUUGGAUUUUAAUUUGCAAAUCAGCAGUUGAGGUUGAUUACACAACAUAUAUAUUUUGCAAAUAAGCCAUGUCAUCUCUAGAUAGUUCAGUGUUUAUUAAAAAUAUACAUCGACCCUCACAUCAAAUAAGCUUGACAUUAUGAUUAAAUGAAAUAAGGCAGAAUGAAUCAUUCUUGCACUCUGUGUAGUGAAGCAUCUAUUUUUGUUAGCCGUGGCAGUUUCAGUACUGGAUAUAUUAAGGAAUCAUUUCUAUCAUAUUUGUGGUCUUAUCAGUUUUAGCUGAACAGUGCAGCUUGUAGCCUCAUGUCUUCUGUUUUAUGUAGCACAGCCAAACACUGCUCAGCACCUCAUAGGUUCUGCUUUAAUAUUUUAUGCACUUAGUCGCGAAUCAAGCAUUGUCGCAAGACAUGCAUUGGUGAUUUUAGAGACAGCUCGGUACGUUUCUGCAAUUUUCAAGCCAUCACACACACUUCAUGGCAGUAUUUGCUUGUUAUUGUAGGCGAUUCAGUGCAGCCGUGUUUAUCAUGUACUCGGAUGUUCAUUCCAUGUUUAUGUGGUUUGAUGUAAAAGAAUUGCUCUCUCACAAGCUCCUUGAAUGCAUCUCUCGAUGGUCUGUGUGCUAUGGUAAUGGAAGAUUUUAUCCAGCAAGGAGUUUAAAUGCUAUGUUAAUGCUUUUAUUCUUUUGUACCUUCGGUCCACUGUCAGUUUAUUUUUGAAGAAUCAUACUCAGAAAAUGAUGGUGUGUGUCAUUUCGGCUGCAUUGGUAGACGAAUCGGACACACUAUGCAAUAGGAAAAUUAUAUGUGGCACUCUUCUCUUUCUCUUAAAUGUUUGGGUGACCAUAUUGUGCAGCCAGGUUUGUUUUUCCCUUGUGCUUUCAGAGCAGUAGUGAAUCUACUGUUGGUAGCAGAACAAAGUUCGCAAAAGUUUGGUAGAUGCAUGGUCAGUUACAACCUGCAAGAUAUAUUUUGCAUUAGCAUUGAUAACUAGAUGACACAACUUAUCUUAAAAUCCUCUUAGGUAAAUUGAUAUGAAGCUAUCAGUUUUUAAUGCAUUUUGUUGAUAUCACUUGUGUGUAUGGCAUCAGUCCACUUUUCUUGCCAGUGCUUUUAAUUUAGAUGAAAAUUAAGUGCCAGUAUCAUGUCCAAACUCAAUUUCUUUGCUUGGUGAAAACACAUCUUUGGCAUAAAAAUAUUAAUGUAGAAAACCUACAUUUGCAAAGUAAAGAAAGCAAAUGUUUAAAACUACACAUGUCAGGCUCAGGACAGUUGGGCUUUGCAAGGAGUUUUUAAAUUUCUUCGUUACUUUUUUUCGCCCACAGUUGUGCAAUAGCCUAGCUCUACGCUGUUAUGAAUUAAGUACACAGAUUGUUUUUGGUCACAAGUACUAUUAAGACAAACUAUUAUUGAAAUAUUUUUGGUACUAUAAGCUCAUGCUGUUCAAGAUAUUAACUACUGUGGAAUACUCCAGUGGUAAUUAUGAUAAGUCGGUGGCAAAUAGAAUAUCCUGUAUUUGGCAACUGUAUGUAAGGUGGCAUUCCUCCUGACUUUCUGAUAUUUGCGUCAUUGUAUUCAAGUAUCUGAAUUGCACCAAGAAAAAGCCUGGUAAAGUAAGUGCGGUGUAGGUUGUGUAGGCUGUAUUCUAGACAGACUCUUCACGUUUUCUUGGCUGCUGAACUCUUGAUAACUAGACCUACCCACAAUACAUCUUUGGCAUUGUUUAGUGCUAGGCUACCAUUGACUACUUUAUUUCAGUGCAAGGAAUGCGGAUUACGUACAACAUCAAAUAUUGUCAUGUAACAGCCUCAAGUGUCCUUUUUUAAGUAACAGAGUAAAUACUUGAGAUCAGCAUGUAAGGCCCUGAACAUGGUGCACAGGCAUACUUGAAGCACUCCCGAACACUUGCAUCAAAUUUUGUUCUAUAACUUUGUAUUGCUUAAUGCGCAUGUAGUGAAUUGCUUGAUUUCUACUUAUGGCUGCAAUAAUUUAAUUCCUGAGCUCCAGAAGGGAGCCAUGUGUGUGACAGCAGGUGGGUAUAUGGUGAUUAAUAUAAUAUCUGAUCAUUUCUCUGACAUUCAUUAUCUGGACUGAACAAGAACUUCUUUACUUUGGUCAGAAAAAAAAGGCUGGAAAAGCAUUAUGACAUGGUUUCACAGAUGCUUCCUCUUUCAUAAAUGAGUGGUCAUUGUCUUGCUAAGUUCAAUUUGACGAGUGCCAAAGACUGUAAGAACCUCAUAGUAUACGAGUUUCUGUAAGUUGCAAGGAAAUAGGAUGGUGUGUGGGGAAAAUUUUCUUCUCUGAAUGUCUUGUGUGAUAUCUGACAAGGCAUACUGGCCUGCGAUAUAUUACCAGUGGAUGGAACAUAGCCCUAUAAACUGCUUGUACUGCAUUUAUCACUUCUGAAUGGGCUUUUAUAAUGGUCAGAUUUUUGUACAGCAUUUGCAGAUGUACAUUUUUAAUGGCUACGUUUCAAGUGUCCACAAUAUAUAAGGAAGGCCGGUCAUUUGUUGAUAACUUAAGGCAGAAGACACGCUCUCUCGAAAUGGGAAUGAAACACUGCAGUUUUCGUUGGUGUAAACGGUGCAUGCUUAUUGAAAUGAGCUUUGCACCAGCCCACUACUGCUUAGUUUGUGUUGCGUCUGAAUACUUGUUUUCACUUAACGUACAUACUGACACAUACACAAAGCAAGCCUGCAGAUGAGCCACAGUAUUGUGCAACUGAUGAGAAUCUGUGGUGAGCACUUUGAAUUUGUUUGCAAUUAUAGGGCAGCCUCUACUAUAGAGCUUUGCAUGCCAAGUGAGCCUGGUUAAACCCAGUUCCUGGUAAAUCUUGCUUCUCUGCUGCUCCCACAAAUUUUGUAGAGUUCAGUGUUCCUAGUCAGAAUGUUACUUCGAUCUCAGUGCAAUUGGAAUCAUUCCUACUGCAAAAGUGUAAGAGCGUAAGCCAACAUUCUGUGAAAUUCUGAAGUGCUAGCCCUUUUUAUUUUUUCAAUACUUGUGACUCUCCAUGUGGCCCACCAAUUGGUAUUUCAAUUCCCUUUUUUCUCAUCGUGUAAUGUGGCUGGUUUCACAUUGCCUUUGUACACAAGUGAGAAGUAACUGUGUCGUUUUCUGUGCUGUGACGUCUGGACCUGAUGUCAUUUGAAGAAAUAAAAGUGCAAGUGGUUGCAAGUUGGAAAUCUGUUAGUCGCAGUGAGGUGUUGUUUUGUACAUUAAUACGGAUGGUACUGUACAUAAUAAUAAAAGUGUAUCCAACUAUC
Messenger RNA from Rhipicephalus microplus (southern cattle tick), 6795 nucleotides. RefSeq names its product Serine_rich_CAS and FAT-like_CAS_C domain-containing protein p130CAS (gene p130CAS). Gene Ontology annotation, molecular function: protein binding. Lineage: Eukaryota; Metazoa; Arthropoda; Arachnida; Ixodida; Ixodidae. Gene Ontology annotation, cellular component: cytoplasm; plasma membrane. Gene Ontology annotation, biological process: cell surface receptor protein tyrosine kinase signaling pathway; cell migration. The record is from RefSeq and is a predicted model, not a curated record.